Molecule: messenger RNA, 1246 nt
Organism: Harmonia axyridis
Lineage: Eukaryota; Metazoa; Arthropoda; Insecta; Coleoptera; Coccinellidae
Gene: Apt1
Product: acyl-protein thioesterase 1
Exons: 1
Coding region: 125-781 (218 amino acids)
Biological process (GO): protein depalmitoylation
Cellular component (GO): cytoplasm
Molecular function (GO): carboxylic ester hydrolase activity; palmitoyl-(protein) hydrolase activity
Source: RefSeq, a predicted model, not a curated record
ACUUUUGACACUGACAGCUGAUAUACGUUGAAAGAAAUGGUUUAUGUGUAGAUUUUAAUCUUAUCCGAUUGCAACAAAUAAAAUAAUCUCUAUUGAAGAGAUCUCCGUGAAAAAGAAAACAGUCAUGACUUCCCCAGUUGUAGUGUCAGCUUCCGCGAAGCAAACUGCUACAUUAAUAUUUCUUCAUGGGUUAGGGGACACCGGCCAUGGAUGGUCAAGCACUAUGGCUGCCUUAAAACCUGCCUACUGCAAGCUUAUAUGCCCCACAGCACCAAGUAUGCCAGUAACAUUCAAUGCUGGUUACACAAUGCCGAGUUGGUUCGAUUUGAGAUCAUUAGAUGAUUCAGGACCUGAAGAUGAAGAAGGUAUCAAAUCUGCAACCAAGAAAAUUCAUAAUAUGAUCGAUGAAGAGGUUAAAAGCGGCAUUCCUCACGAUAGAAUUGUAAUUGGAGGUUUUUCGCAAGGUGGAGCUCUAGCUCUUUACUCCGCUCUGACAUCGCCAAAGCAACUUGGUGGAGUUAUAUGCCUUUCUGGAUGGCUGCCCCUGAAUAAGUCAUUCCCAGGCGCCAUGAAGUGUCCAGAUACACUUCAGAUACUUCAAUGUCAUGGAGAUUGUGAUCCUCUUGUCUCUUUCAAGUGGGGACAAAUGACUGCCUCAAUAUUGAACACAUUACUUAAAAAACCAGAAUUUAAAUCUUAUAGAGGUCUUUUGCACUCAUCUUCAGAAGAAGAACUCCGUGAUGUGAAAGAAUUCAUCAGUAAUAGUCUUCCCCCAGUUUAAUCGAGAUCCAAAUGCAAUUCUAUCAUAAUAGGGUACUUCUCAAAGCUAGUGUAAGUCCAUUGAGAGCAUAGUGAAUAUUAAUAUAAGAAAUGAACAACCUCUUACAUUCCUUGAGCAUCGAUGUUUAAACAAAUUUUAUAGAAUAAUAUGAAUUUUGUGUGUUUUCUUUAGAAAUAAUGUUUUUUAUUUGAAACCACAUAGUUGAAUUGGCUUAUUUUAAUUAUAAUUAGAAAUUGACAACCAAUAUUCAUAUAUAGCUUAUUAUCAGUUCUUAUUGAAAGAACUUAUAGUUAUAGAUACAAUAGUAAUUUAUUAAACUGAAUAGUGCUCAAGUAAAAGUAGCUAAUUUUACCUCAUUCUUUCUGUAUCUGAACAAACCUUAUGAACAAUUUGCUGGAGCAAAAAUAAAAUAAGGAGUCUGAAGACCCUCUUGUAUAUUUGAAUAUAUUAUAUUCAUUAAUAAAA